Bolinopsis microptera is the source of this 2934-nucleotide messenger RNA. RefSeq lists its product as uncharacterized. The transcript has 4 exons. NCBI's taxonomy places the organism in Eukaryota, Metazoa, Ctenophora, Tentaculata, Lobata, Bolinopsidae. The record is from RefSeq and is a predicted model, not a curated record. The coding region runs from base 518 to 2455 and encodes 645 amino acids.
CUUAAAUGUCAAAGCAGCCUAAGGAGGGAAUGGUUCAUGCAGACCAAAAACAAGAACCGAUCAACACCCAACGCGAAGGGAAGUGUUUCAAUAACGUGGACUCUAGCAAAGAAGCCAGAAAAGUUCCUCCUAAAGAUAAUAAGGAUUAUUAUUCUUAUUUGAAUACUUGUCAGAUUGAUUACCUGGCGCGUCUAUCAAAGGCAGUUGGAUUUAUCAUUAGAAUGCCUGUUGAAAAUGGAUAUUUGUCUGAGGGAAAAAUACAGAAUGCCGUGAAGCAAAUUUUGCAUGCGCUGUCCGUCAUUCGGUCCGGCUUGGAAAGGGGCAUAUCAAGCAUUAAAAAGAUCGGCAAGGAAGAAAUUGAGAUUAUCAAAGAAGUUAUCUUUGACUUGGCUGAUGAGUGCUUACUUCUGAAAUCAUCUGUCAUUCAUAAAAUAUCAAGUUAGUGGUAACGUCCCAGUUACCAGAUUUAAUCUCGCCCAAUAACAAAUAUUCUGGUUUCGACAUUGCUCUUAAACUUAUGAAUGAUGUUCUAUCAGCCAUGCGCACGUUCAUUGCUGCUGCAUCCAGCACUACUCUUAAUUAUGACGAUGUUGAUAGUACACCGUGUUUACCUCCAGAAGAUGGCUCACCAGAAGACAGCAAAGCUGCAUUUGCAAAAUAUAAAAUUCCAUAUAGAGGAAACCAGAUAUCAUUAUUGGAGGCAGUUGAAAAACUUAGAGCUUCUUUGAAGAACGGAAAGUUAUAUUGUCCUAAAACAUUUGCUAUGGACAACGAGGAUGUUAUCAAUGGAUUACUUGAUGUUGGUUUAUUUUCAAGUUCAACCAAAUACUCGUUGAACGAAAUCUGUUCUUAUGUAAUCUCGGGCAUACCAGACAGUGGUCACAAAAAAAGUGUAACAUUCGGCAAAUUAAAGAAACUUUUUAGAUGUUCUUUUAGAAGGCAUCAGAUUUUUCCGUGUGACCAACUCUGUUUUAAAGACCUGGCCACUAAAAUUUCUAACUCUGCUAUUGAGUUAGAGCCGGGUGAAGAAGUGGAACGUCUGUGGAACCAAGAAAUUUCCCUGUCGUUCAAGGCACUGGUUACUUCUCAGUUCCAAUAUAUUAGUAAGGCAACUGAAAAUGAGGAGUCCCGAUUGACAUGGCUCAAGAAAUUCAUCGACUUGUUAAUGACUAAGAAACAGUUGUGGCCAGUAGGAACAAUGACUGCUGCAUUCCUUAAAAUUAAAGCUUCUGAGUGGCUAGAAGUCAUCAAGUCUAACCCAACGGCAGCUAAUGUUUUACAUGAUUUUCAAACACCUGAGUUCACAAAGCAAGAGCUCUCACGUGUAAAGUAUUACACAGAUUUAGACACUCCUCAAAACACUAAGAGUCCAGAAGACGAUGUUCGUUUUGACACAUUUCCAAAGAAAUUGUCCCCUAACAUAGCUGUCGGCAGUGAUGACACAAAUUCUUGCAAGACUACAGUGGACCAACCCAGAACUUCAUUUCCACAUAUACAUACCAGUCGUUUGGAAUUGCAUGGCCCCAGAUCCUCGACCACCAGAAUAUCUCGCCACAGAAGUGACGACAGUGUUGUUGGAUCUGAAAGUAAAGAUCAUGAGUAUGAACCACAUUGUUCAUCUAGUAGAAAAGGAUUGUUUCGUCAUCGUAGUGAAGAAAGCUAUGUGAAAGGCCAUGAUCAUCACAAAAAUCAGUAUUCUGAGUCACCCAACUCAAGAUCAGUCUGUAGCAGGAAAACGUCCUCUCGGCAUAGGAGUGACGAGAGUCUUGCUGAUCAGAAAAGUGCAUCAGUGAAAUCUCCCCAACGGAAGAGGUACAGUAAUGAGUAUCUUUCUGAGCAGCACAGAUCAACAAAACGUCCCAAAUUGGAUGACAGGUUUUUUGUCAAAAAGAUGACCGACUACGAUCAAAAACUUCAAAGUUUUCAGAUAUGGGAUCCUCUAAGAAAUGUAACAGAGGCUAAAUUUCAAGAUAUCUUCAAAACGAAGGAAGAAACUGUCAUUAACAAUGAGCAAGCAUCUGUUGGUACAUCUUCGGUUACUCUAGACAGCAAUAAGACAUUGGAUGAAUGCGAAGAAAAAGGCUUGAUUAAUAUUGAGGAUAUUCCGCUUCCAAAGGAGGAUGUUUCAACGAGUGGCAUUGAUCAAAAACCAAAAAUCUCAGAUAACAAUGAACAGCAGUUUAAAUGCAAACUCGGCGAAAUCGUUAAUUUGUGUGGGUUGACCGAGAAGAAAGGAGGGCAUCUACGACUACAAGAAAGGUAUGGGGAAAUGAAAGUUAAAACGGAAGAACUUGGUGCAGAAAGAGUGUCUGUUAUUGUAACUAUUCAAGGAUACACUUUCGAAGGAAUUGCUACUUCCCGGGAGAAUGCUGUCGAGGAGGCGUCAAAUAAAGCUCUCCUCCUUGCCCCGUUCAUCCUGCAGCAAACUUCAAAUUUGCUAUCGGAGGAGACUUAAUUCAUAGGCCAUGAAUAUGAUAGUAUUUUGUGUGGUUGCAGAGCUAGCUAAGCUUUGGAGAUUUCAGCAUCAGCUUUCGAAGUUCGACUUAGUUUCCUUAGAAGUCCAAUUUGGUAUUUACAUGCCAGUAUUUGUAUGCACAUUGGCUGAGUGCACAGAUUUGUUUUAGUAUGUACUGUGUUGAGGUGUUUAACAAUAUAUAAUAUAUGAUACUUAAUAAGUAAUAAUAAUGACUUAAUUAAUAAGUAAUGAUAAUUACGCCAUGAUUUUUAUAUUUUAUUAAUUGUUUAAAUAAAACAUACCAACGUUUUAUGAAUAUAAUUUGCCUGGGCCUUACUCUUUCGGUAAGAUUUAAGUUAUGAUGACCUUUUUAAGUAUGUUUAAUAAUUUGUAAAAUAUCAUGUACUAUUGAAUUCCUAGCAAAAAAGUAGAUUAUUAUACCUUCUACCAAAUCCAAUGCAUCUUACAUUUCUUCAGAU